AUGUCUCUCCCACUCCUCCCCAAGCGCGGUCUCACUCCUCGCGAAGUGACCGCCCUCCUCAUCAUGGUCGCAUCGCAACUUAUCAUCGGCGUUAUGAUGCUGCGCAUGAUGAUGGCUAAUCAGGGUGUUGCUAGUGUGGGAUUUACUGAAGUUCUUCCUACCAUUCAACCUUCGUUCCACGGUGCGCAGUGCGAGGCUCAGAUGAAUGAUGGAAAAAAUGGCAUGAACUUUGGUGGAAAUAUCGAUUGCAGUAACUUUAACAAGGACGCAAAGAUGAAGGAAUUCAAUGUGGGUCAAGGAAUCGAUGCUUCGGAGUAUUUGCUCAGGACGAAAAUCGUCAUCGGUAAUCGCAUUUCGUGUCAUCGCACAUUCGUGACGGAGAAGAAGAAUUCGCUGGUGAAGGGUUUGUGGGAAGUAAUCGAGGGCAUCUACGAACUUGAGGAAAUGGCUGCGGGUUCUCGGAUUGACGAGAGUUUUGCUCAAAAUAGUGGCGCUCAGCGCGUUUUGCGAAAGGGGGAUGGAGCGACAGAUGGUGGUGUCGGGGAAGAUUGGGAGGUGGUCAAAUUUGCGCAAAAUCCGGCGUAUCCCGCGGAUGAACAUGAUCAGUUCCGUGCGGAGAUCUCGUAUAUGGAAGAUAGGGUUACGGGGUUCCGCAGGGCGGUGGAGGAGAUUAUGGAGAAGAAUGAUGUGGAGGGGGUUUUGAAUAUGGUCAGGAAGAGUUUGAAGGGGUUUGGACCGAAUGCACAAUUCGUGCGAGACGAGAAGAACGAUGGAAAUUCCGAGGAGAAAAUGAUGCUUGCGCAGAAGAGUAAAGAAAAAGUGAAUCGCGCGCUCUCCAGUCUGUGGGAGAUUUUUCAGGACAUGGAUGAAGAGAUGAAAGAUACAGAGCGAUGGUUGAGAGAUACAGAGACGGCGUUGAAGAGCGUUGUACAUGAGUUUAAGAUGGAGUGGACACUUUAG
Messenger RNA from Botrytis byssoidea, 960 nucleotides. RefSeq lists its product as uncharacterized. The transcript has a single exon. The record is from RefSeq and is a predicted model, not a curated record. The coding region runs from base 1 to 960 and encodes 319 amino acids. NCBI's taxonomy places the organism in Eukaryota, Fungi, Ascomycota, Leotiomycetes, Helotiales, Sclerotiniaceae.